Molecule: messenger RNA, 3111 nt
Organism: Anopheles bellator
Lineage: Eukaryota; Metazoa; Arthropoda; Insecta; Diptera; Culicidae
Gene: Gr21a
Product: gustatory and odorant receptor 22
Exons: 9
Coding region: 215-1762 (515 amino acids)
Biological process (GO): sensory perception of taste
Cellular component (GO): neuronal cell body; dendrite; membrane
Source: RefSeq, a predicted model, not a curated record
CGCAAUUCAUCGAUUAACGUCGUGUGUAGAACACUUCUCGCUUGUGCUGGAAUAGCCCAUCCAACGCGAGGGAGGUGCACUUACUAGCACGAUACAGUGCAUCGAAUUUUUUAAAUCUUAUCUCGAGUAGGGCCGAUGAGGAAAUUUUUGGCCCUUUCCGGAUUUUGCUUGUGUAAAGCAGUGAGCACACACGCCGAAGAAACCACGGCCAUAAAUGUGCUUAGUUUGUUUGGAGAUAAAGCGAAGAAAAACGAACUGCUCUAGUUUUGUUCUUCACCCGGAUAAGUUUCAUCAUUGCCGGAGGGUGGAACACGACCCUAACGGACACACCAUGAUUCACUCGCAGAUGGAAGAUGCUCAGUACGAGAUCCGCCAGCAAGUGCUGAAUCCUAACCAGCGUCAGCAGCUAGAAGAUAGACGCCGUAUCAAGGAGCAAACGGAUCUGUUGGCGCAGGACAACGAAUCACCGACGCACCUGUACGGACGAAGACGAAAAAUCAACACGGAUGUGAAUCUACUGGACAAGCAUGAUUCGUUUUACCAUACCACCAAAAGCCUUCUGGUGCUGUUUCAAAUUAUGGGCGUCAUGCCGAUCAUGCGAAGUCCGCCGAACGUGGACAUGCCGCGCACCACCUUCACCUGGUGCUCGAAGGCAUUCCUUUGGGCAUACCUCAUUUACGCCUGCGAAACUAUCGUUGUGCUUGUAGUGGCCCACGAGCGUAUCAACAAGUUCAUCUCAACAAGCGACAAACGAUUUGACGAAGUCAUCUACAAUAUCAUCUUUAUGUCAAUCCUGGUGCCUCACUUUCUACUACCGGUAGCUUCAUGGCGCAACGGAUCGGAGGUGGCCAAAUUCAAGAACAUGUGGACGGACUAUCAGUACAAGUAUCUGAUCGUCACGGGGAAGCCGAUCGUUUUCCCCAAGCUCUAUCCCAUCACGUGGGCGUUGUGUAUCUUCUCGUGGACACUGAGCUUUAUCAUCAUCCUAUCGCAGUACUAUCUGCAGCCGGAUUUUCAAUUCACUCAUACCUUCGCCUAUUUUCACAUUGUAGCAAUGCUAAAUGGAUUCUGCAGUCUUUGGUUUGUCAAUUGCACCGCUUUCGGUACUGCAAGCAAGGCAUUCGCCAAAGAGUUAACGGACGUCCUGACCACCCAGCGUCCCGCGGCCAAGUUGACCGAGUACCGUCAUCUAUGGGUCGAUUUAAGCCACAUGAUGCAACAGCUAGGUAAAGCUUAUUCGAACAUGUACGGUAUAUACUGCCUGGUGAUAUUCUUCACCACAAUUAUCGCCACCUACGGCGCACUGAGCGAAAUUAUCGAGCAUGGAGCAACCUAUAAGGAAGUCGGUUUAUUUGUCAUUGUUUUCUAUUGUAUGAGCUUGUUGUUCAUCAUCUGCAACGAGGCCCACCACGCUUCGAAAAGGGUUGGACUGAAUUUUCAGGAACGUCUGCUGAAUGUUAAUUUGACGGCCGUUGACAAAGCGACCCAGAAGGAGGUGGAAAUGUUUCUAGUCGCCAUCGAUAAAAAUCCACCAACCAUGAAUCUCGAUGGCUACGCCAAUAUCAAUCGAGGAUUAAUCACGUCGAACAUUUCCUUUAUGGCCACUUACUUAGUGGUCCUGAUGCAAUUUAAGCUGACUCUACUGCGGCAGAGCGCCAAGAACGCAUUUAUCUCAUCGCUGAAAGCAAUAUUCGACGACUCGGAUAUUCCAGUGUGCGAUGAAUUCUUCGAGGAGGAAGCUGCAAGUGAAGAUGGAACAUGAGAUAGAAAGAAACGGGGAAACGAUCGUACAUGUUGGUUUUCGCGCUUGCGCACUACUGUCACACAUUUUACGCAGUAGGCUGCGACGGGAGUCAGUGCAUAGUUCAUUUCGUGCAGUUUGUUGGUGGCGAAGAUCCGUGGGGCCGUGGGCCGUAUUCGUACGUUUUCCAUCAGCAAUACGACAACCGGUAACAACGCCGUCAAGCGCCAGGAUCAAACAUCAAAACAUGCAUCACCGGCCACCAGUGACUGGACCCGAUCUUUAAGCAUUUGGUGCGCAAAUAUUAUCAAGGAAGUUAGACAAGUGCUGGAUGACUUCGAAUUCGCAACAUUGGCUGGGCGCUGCGACUGUGCGAACGAGUAUGAUCCCAUGGGAGGGCGACCUGCUGUUGACCGAUCCGGGGCCCCUCUACAAGGUGUUUAAACUGGUAGAGAUCGUUCGUAAUUAUGAGGACAAAAGGUACCAGGAUUUCUUAGCUCGCCCCAUCGCAUGAGCUGGUGCUGUGAUCGGCCAACUCUUGGCAGCAAAACAUCCAAUGCUUCAACAAGGACAACAAUCUGCUAAACACCAUUUUCGUCAAUCAUAAUUUACAAAAGCCCAAAGUAUCCACGGCGGAAAUGUUGUUCGGUAUACCGUUGCGCGAUACGGGUGUGAAGCACUAUGCGAUGCGUGUCCGGCCGAUUCACGUAUCCUGCGAGAGAACAAUCCUUACUUCAUCGAAUCGUUGAGGCAGAAACUAAUCUGCGCCUAUCCACUGCACCAGACGGAAACCGAGGCAGCGACCGAUCUUGAGAACGGUGAACGGGCAGAGAAAGUACCACCGUCACCAGCGUCACCGCAAUCCAUCAUGUACCUGUUCUACCCAGGAGAGUUCAACUGGAAAGAGGUGUUGCAUGGCGUUCUGUGUGCUCUUCAGCAACGUCUUCUCGGUGCGCAAAAUCGAAGCCAUCCGUUCCCUGCUCAUGCUCGCUUCCUGUGCGGUGCUCACCGUCCCCGGGAUCCUCAUGGUGUCUCUCGGAUUGUGUUUUUUCGGCCUUACCCGUCAGCUUCCAGUCGAAGGGAGCCUAUCCAUAUCUGGUGAUACUGGUCGGGCUGGAAAUCGUACUCGUACUCGUACCAAGAGCGUCAACGUAAAGUUUCGGGUGGCGCAGGGCCUCAGCCGGAAAGGUGGUCGAUCACGAAGAUGCUGACAUGUUGACCAAGAUUACCAUCCUGACGGGCGGCCUGCCAAUGUUUGUGCCGGUCAUUCAGGAGUUCAGCAUCUUCGCGAUCGUGGGCCUCGUGUGGGAUUUUGUGCUGCAGAUGCGUACUAAUAAUGUUCUAAAUGUAAUGUAGCAAUAAUAUUGUAA